Messenger RNA from Gadus macrocephalus (Pacific cod), 5109 nucleotides. It is a transcript of the gene cps1, whose product is annotated as carbamoyl-phosphate synthase 1, mitochondrial. Gene Ontology annotation, cellular component: cytoplasm; carbamoyl-phosphate synthase complex. The transcript has 38 exons. The record is from RefSeq and is a predicted model, not a curated record. Gene Ontology annotation, biological process: L-arginine biosynthetic process; 'de novo' pyrimidine nucleobase biosynthetic process; L-glutamine metabolic process. Gene Ontology annotation, molecular function: carbamoyl-phosphate synthase (glutamine-hydrolyzing) activity; ATP binding; metal ion binding. The coding region runs from base 250 to 4770 and encodes 1506 amino acids. Lineage: Eukaryota; Metazoa; Chordata; Actinopteri; Gadiformes; Gadidae.
CCGUAAGCGAUGAGAAAGACAACCGGUAUCCACCACAGAGAUCACUUUGUGGUUACAACAACUACGUAGUAGUACCAUCGUGGUACACGCGGGGCGGCGCGGAUUCAAUUCUCGUUCAUUGAGCCUAACUCACAGCAGCAAGUAUACCUAACUUUGUGUGUGCAUGUUUUCAAAGCAGUGCGCUCUACUCCAAGCGUCCUGACUCCGUCGUUAACAGCGGUUGAGUAUUAGUUCUCUCCACGAAAUAAUAUGACAAAAAUCCUGCUCGCUUACAACGUUGUGAAAACCCUCCGGCAUGGAUGUCUCGUUGGCAAAAGGCUGGGGAAAACCAGCUCAUGGAUGCGCUCCUGCACCAAACUUUUCAGUGUGAAGGCCCAGACUGCCCAUCUUGUUCUAGAGGAUGGGACAAGGAUAAAGGGAUACUCAUUCGGGCAUGAUGGUUCCGCUGCUGGGGAGCUAGUGUUCAACACUGGCCUCGUUGGGUAUCCUGAGGCGCUGACAGACCCCAGCUACAGAGGCCAGAUCCUGACCCUCACCUACCCCAUAGUGGGGAACUAUGGGGUCCCCAACACCCAGGAGGUGGAUGAACUGGGCCUCAGGAGAAACGUGGAGUCGGAGCGCAUACAGGUUUCUGGUCUCCUGGUGCAAGAUUACAGCCACGAGUACAGCCACUGGAACUCGAUCAAAUCCUUGGGACAUUGGCUUCAGGAGGAGAAGGUUCCUGCAUUGUAUGGGAUAGACACUAGGAUGCUGACAAAGAUCAUCAGAGACAAGGGAACAGUUUUGGGAAAGAUUGAAUUUGCCGGCGAGCCGGUGGAUAUAUUCAACCCAAACCUGAAAAACUUGGUUGCAGAUGUCUCCACCAAGGAAACCAAAGUGUUCGGUAAAGGAAACCCCAUCAAAAUAGUGGCUGUCGACUGUGGUAUCAAGCAUAACAUUAUCCGCUUGUUGGUCAAGCGUGGUGCUGAGGUCCACUUGGUUCCCUGGGACCAAGACCUUAUGAGCCUAGACUAUGAUGGUCUGUUCAUCUCAAAUGGGCCAGGAGACCCCUCCCUAGCCCAGGCUCUGAUUCAAAAUGUCCGCAAUGUGCUGGAAAGUGACCGUCCCCAGCCAGUGUUUGGGAUCUGCAUGGGAAACCAGAUCACUGCUCUGGCGGCCGGAGCUCAGUCCUACAAGCUCCCCAUGGGCAACAGGGGGCAAAAUCAGCCUGUGUUGAAUGUAAUGACGGGCCAGGCGUUCAUCACAGCCCAGAACCACGGCUACGGCAUCGACACUGAGUCCCUACCUCCAGGAUGGAGUCCGCUAUUUGUCAAUGCCAAUGAUGGCACCAAUGAGGGCAUAAUGCAUAACUCAAAGCCAGUGUUCACAGCGCAGUUCCACCCCGAGGCUAAAGGAGGUCCCACAGACACAGAGUUUCUCUUCGACGCCUUCAUAUCGCUGAUCAAAAAGGGCAAGGACGGCAACAUUGUGUCAGUCAUGCCCAAAAGGCCUAUCAUCCCUCCUAGGACAAAGGUGUCCAAGGUCCUAGUGCUGGGCUCCGGGGGGCUGUCCAUUGGCCAGGCAGGAGAGUUUGACUACUCUGGGUCCCAGGCCAUUAAAGCAUUGAAGGAGGAGAACGUGAAGACGGUGCUGAUGAACCCAAACAUAGCAUCGGUGCAGACCAACGAAGUGGGCUCCAAGCAGGCCGACUCGGUGUACUUCCUGCCCGUCACGCCUCAGUUUGUCACGGAAGUGAUCAAGACCGAGCGGCCCGAUGGAAUCCUUCUCUCCAUGGGGGGUCAGACCGCCCUCAACUGUGGCGUGGAGCUGUUUAACAGUGGGGUCCUGCAGCAGUACGGGGUCAAGGUGCUGGGGACCCCGGUGGAGUCCAUCAUGGCCACCGAGGACAGGCAACUCUUCGCUGAGAAACUGACGGAGAUCAACGAGAAGAUCGCCCCUAGUUUCGCUGUGGAGUCGGUGGUGGACGCCCUGAAAGCGGCGGAGACGAUCGGCUACCCUGUGAUGCUGCGGUCGGCCUACGCCCUGGGAGGUCUGGGCUCAGGCCUGUGCGGCGACCGACCCAAGCUGGAGGACACGGCUCGCAAGGCCCUGGCGAUGAGUAGACAGAUCCUUGUGGAGAAGGCCUUGAUGGGCUGGAAGGAGGUGGAGUACGAGGUGGUGAGGGACAUCGCUGACAACUGCGUCACCGUCUGCAACAUGGAGAACUUCGACCCGCUGGGCAUACACACCGGUGACUCCAUCGUGGUGGCCCCCAGCCAGACCCUCUCCAACGAGGAGUACCACAUGCUCCGCGAGACCGCCAUCAAGGUGGUGCGCCACCUCGGCAUCGUGGGCGAGUGCAACAUCCAGUACGCCCUCCACCCCUUCUCCCUGGACUACUGCAUCAUCGAGGUCAACGCCCGACUCUCCCGCAGUUCCGCCCUCGCCUCAAAAGCCACCGGGUACCCGCUGGCAUUUGUGGCAGCAAAGCUGGCACUGGGCAUCCCCUUGCCGGAGAUCAAGAACGCGGUGUCUGACAAAACCACGGCGUGCUUCGAGCCCAGCCUGGACUACAUCGUCACCAAGAUCCCCCGCUGGGACCUGGACCGCUUCCAGGGAAUGUCCCGGGAAAUAGGCAGCGCUAUGAAGAGCGUCGGAGAGGUGAUGGCGGUGGGCCGCACCUUUGAGGAGAGCAUGCAGAAGGCCCUGAGGAUGUGCCACCCGUCCGUGGACGGCUUCAUGCCGCGGCUGCCCCUCAACAGGGCCUGGGGCGCUGCCCAGGACCUCGAGCAGGAGCUGGCCGUGCCCUCAAGCACCCGCGUCUUCUCUCUGGCAAAGGCCCUCCACAGCGGUAUGAGCGUGGACAGAAUCCAUGAGCUCACGGCGAUAGAUAAGUGGUUCCUGCACAAACUCAACCGCAUCACACUGCUGGAGCAGCACCUGACCAACUUCAACAGUGUGACCGUGCCGAGGCAGCUGCUGCUGAAGGCCAAGCAGGACGGCUUCUCGGACCGACAGAUAGGUCACAUCCUGGGCUCCAGCGAUUCGGCCGCCAGGGAGUUGAGGCUGGCCCACAACAUCAGACCCUGGGUCAAACAGAUUGAUACUCUGGCAGCAGAAUAUCCUACCAUGACCAACUAUCUUUACUGCACCUACCACGGAGAGGAGCAUGACUUGUCCUUCGAAGACCGGGGUGUGAUGGUGCUUGGCUGUGGGCCCUACCAUAUCGGCAGCAGUGUAGAGUUUGAUUGGUGCGCGGUGUCUAGCAUCCGGGCCUUGCGGCAGAUGGGCAAGAAGACUGUGGUGGUGAACCAUAACCCGGAGACGGUCAGCACCGACUUUGAUGAGUGUGACCGCCUCUACUUUGAGGAACUCACCCUGGAGCGUGUCCUGGACAUCACACAACAAGAGGGCUGCUCGGGCAGCAUCGUGUCGGUGGGGGGCCAGAUCCCCAACAACCUGGCUGUGCCGCUGCACCAGAACGGGGUGAACAUCCUGGGCACCAGCCCCCUGCAGAUCGACCGGGCUGAGGAGCGCUCCGUCUUCUCCAGCAUCCUGGACGACCUCGGCAUCGCACAGGCGCCCUGGAGGGCUCUCAGCUCCCUGGAAGAUGCCAUUUCCUUUGCCAACAAGGUGGGCUACCCAUGUCUCCUAAGACCUUCCUACGUUCUCAGCGGCUCUGCCAUGAAUGUGGCUUAUGGAGAGGAAGAGAUGAAGCGCUUCCUGGAAGAAGCCUCUCAGGUGUCCCAGGAGCAUCCAGUGGUCAUCACCAAGUUCAUCAUUGGUGCCAGAGAAGUCGAGGUGGACGCAGUGGCGAAAGCGGGCAAGGUUCUGGUCCACGCCAUCACAGAGCACGUGGAGGAUGCUGGCGUGCAUUCAGGCGACGCCACCCUGAUGCUGCCCACUCAGAGCAUCAGCCAGGGGGCGCUGGAAAAGGUGAAGAAUUCCACUCGGAAAAUCGCUCAGGCCUUUGAGAUCUCAGGACCCUUUAACACCCAGUUCCUGGUGAAAGGCAAUGACGUCAUGGUUAUUGAGUGUAACCUCCGGGCCUCGCGCUCCUUCCCCUUCGUGUCCAAGACCAUCGGCGUGGACUUCAUCAACGCCGCCACCAAGGUGAUGGUCGGCGAGCCGCUGGAUGAGGCCAGCCUGCCCUCGCUAGAGAACCCCAUCAUUCCUGUCGACUACGUGGGCAUCAAGGCCCCAAUGUUCUCGUGGCCUCGUCUGAGGGAUGCAGACCCUGUGCUCCGCUGUGAGAUGGCCUCCACCGGAGAAGUAGCCUGUUUUGGACCAAACAUUUAUUCUGCCUUCCUGAAGGCCAUGCUCUCUACAGGUUUUAAGCUGCCUCAAAAGGGAAUUCUGAUCGGCAUUCAGCAUUCGUUCCGGCCCAACUUCCUGGCCACAGCACAUCAUCUGAAAGAAGAGGGCUUCAAGCUGUACGCCACAGAGGCCACAUCGGCCUGGCUGGGGGCCAACGACGUGCCUGCCACGCCCGUGGCCUGGCCCUCCCAGGACGACGAGCACAGCAGUCUUCCCAGCAUCAUCAGCCUGAUCAACGAGGGCCAUAUCGACCUGGUGGUCAACCUGCCCAAUAACAACACGCGCCUGCUGAAGGACAACUUCCUGAUUCGCAGGAUGGCAGUGGACCACGGUGUGCCACUCAUCACCAACUACCAGGUGGUGAAGCUGUUUGCCGAGGCCAUCAGCUACGCCGGGGACCUGGACACCACCAGCCUUUUCCACUACCGCCAGAGAGAAAGCCAACAGAGAGAAUCCAGGCGGCUGCUGCUGUAGAGGCACGAACCCCCCCCCCGCCCCCAACACCACCGCCAUCAGGGGAGGGGUGACAGUCGAUUGGUCCUUGGAACGUGAGGCUCAUCCGGACGAAUCAUCCGAGACAGACUUCGUCGUCAAAGCCGCUCGUCAGUUGUAGCGUGUGUGUGUGUGUGUGUGUGUGUCUGUGAGGUCUGACCUCGGAUCUGUUGCACUGCGUUUCACGUGUGUCUACCUUUGCUGUGUUCUGUAUAUGUAGAAAAGGGCUUUGAUGUGUGUUUCGCUGUCCUUCUGGUCCCACGGGUCAAGUGGGGGGUGGUCUGCCGACGCAUCGAGAGAAAACAGCAAUGUUUACAAAAA